AUGCUUUAUCAUGGUGUACGUUUAUCAAAUAAUGAAAUACAUAAGUUGAAAACUAAUGAAGGCAAUUUAAUAUCAAUGAAUGUUUGUUUUUCAACAACAUUAUCAAAAUCAGUAGCUUUAACGUUCACUGGUGUAACAAAUGAGAAUAGAUAUCGUAGUCAUAUUCCGGAUGAACAAGAAAAUUUACUUGACUUAGGUGCAACAUUUCAAAUUUUAUCAGUAAUUAAAGAUAAUGAUUUAUAUUUAAUAAAAAUAAAAGCAAUAGACGAAGAAAGUAAAACAACAAAAGAAUAUAUUGAAUUGAAUAAACAAGAAAUGAAAACAACAAGUGCUAUUAUUAAAGUUUGUCCAGAUAAAACUCGCAUUGUUUGA
Molecule: messenger RNA, 372 nt
Organism: Rotaria sp. Silwood2
Lineage: Eukaryota; Metazoa; Rotifera; Eurotatoria; Philodinida; Philodinidae
Source: the annotation of a GenBank genome assembly